Bombyx mandarina (wild silkworm) is the source of this 551-nucleotide messenger RNA. RefSeq lists its product as uncharacterized. The record is from RefSeq and is a predicted model, not a curated record. NCBI's taxonomy places the organism in Eukaryota, Metazoa, Arthropoda, Insecta, Lepidoptera, Bombycidae.
AGCAGUAUUCAGUCCAAUAGUCCAAUCAGCCCACGAUGUCGACGAUUCGCUGCUUGUUCCUCUUGAUCGCGUUGUCCGUUGGGGCAAUGGCAAUUAGAGAAGUUCGCUCACCAGGAGGAGGAGGCGGUUGGCACGGAAAUGGAGGUAAUGGGGGUGGGUCUCCGUUUGGCUCAGCACGAUCUUCAGGUGGGUGGGCCGGUAGCCGAUCAGGCUCUGGAGGUUUCGGGGGAAGGUCUUCUGGUUGGAAUGGUCAAGGGGGUGGGUCGUCGGGUUCGAGCUGGGGCGGUAGUGGUGGAAGCUUGGGUUACGGUGGUUCGAGUAACGGAUGGGGCGGUAGUUUUGGAUUGGAUUACUCUGGAUCAUCUGAUGGCUGGGACAGUGUCUCCUCACAUUCGCACAACGGUUGGCAAUCUUCAGGAUGGUGAACGAACACAAACUUGUAAAAAAAUGAAUUCUUGACUAGUGCUAACGAAACGUGAAAAUGUUUUUUUCUUAACUUUUUUUAACCUUUGUAAAUGUUAUAAUUUUGGUAUUUGUAUGUAAUGAAUAAA